AUGCAAGAGGUAAACGAACGUCGACAGCGUCGUCGGAGCGACGACGCGAUCGAGGACGGUCAAGAUGUGACGGAAACCGUUUCAAUGUUGUCACAUGCGACGCUACGACAGCGCUCGAUGCCUGAGAGUUGGGUGCGCUUUGCGAUGGACAAACUCUGGUCGCUCAUGUUCUUGACUGUGGCGUCGCUCGGGCUGUACGAAGCGCAGUUUGUGUCGGCAAUUGUGCACGCGCAAAUCGCACUUUUGUGCACCUGGGCGUUUUGUUCGGGACGCUUUUGGUCGUUUUUGGCGGGUAUAUUGAAGUGUAUCGAAGCGUGUUUUUAG
This is a messenger RNA of Peronospora matthiolae, 324 nucleotides long. The record is from the annotation of a GenBank genome assembly. NCBI's taxonomy places the organism in Eukaryota, Oomycota, Peronosporomycetes, Peronosporales, Peronosporaceae.